AUGCCAAAAGGGCAUGGUCGUGCCUCCCAAGCAGCACUACAGCAAGGUGUGGUCGUGCUAAUGAGGCACGGCCGUGGCACAGAGCAUACUGCAAGCUGCAACGAUAGUCUACAGGCAACGGAGGAGAGUAGCUGCUUGGAGAAUGAAAGAAGUGCUCUGCUCGCCAUCAAGUCCGACAUGUAUGACCCAGGCGACUGGUUCUCGUCUUGGAUCGGCCGUGACUGCUGCAACUGGAGAGGAGUGGGCUGCGACAACAUCACUGGUCACGUUACAGAGCUCGAUCUUCACAGCCCCUACCCUUACUAUGUCUAUGAAGAAGAUCCAUUUUUGUACAUGUUGGACAGUUUCAGUCCUGGGAGAAUUGGUGCUAGUAAGCUGAACCCUUCUUUGCAAGAGCUAAAGCAUUUGAAGUAUUUGGACUUGAGCAUGAACAACUUCUCCUAUGCCCACAUCCCCAAUAUGAUUGCUUCUCUCGUCCACUUGGAGUAUCUCAACCUAUCAAGAACUCUGUUUUGUGGGUUAAUUUCUCCUCAAUUCGGUAACCUCUCCGGCUUGCGUUACCUCGAUCUUAAUGGAUGCGAUGACUCAUUAUAUUACACUUCCAAAUCAUGUCUUCGCUCUGGUGGACUCCAAUGGCUCUCUCAUAUACCUUCGUUGGAGUAUCUUGAUAUGAGCUGCGUCAACCUUUCGAGAGCAACCAAUUGGCUUCAGGAAAUUAAUUCACUCGGCACUUUUCAAGCGUUAAAUUUGGGGAAUGCAAAACUCCCACCUGUUACUUCCCCCCUUCCCCCUUUUAAUCUGACAUCCAUCUCCCAGCUUAGCCUCUUUCACUAUCGGAACUUCAGUAACGCCAUGCUCAGUUGGCUGUCUAAUGCUAGCAACCUCCGAUAUCUUGAUCUCCGCGAGUGCUAUUCUGGACUUCAUGUGGAGCAACUGCAAGUUUCUUUAGGAGCUCUUCCUAAUUUAAAGAAAUUGGAAGUAGCAGACAAUCUCAUCAAGGGAGAAAUUUCUGGAAUUCUAAUUAAUAUCAGCACUAGCCUGCAGCAUUUGGAUGUGAGCUACAACGACGUUAGUGGAGAAAUUGAAGAUAUCUUGUGGAAUCUUAGGCACUUGGAGCACCUCAGUUUAGAUUCUACAAAUGUGAAGGGGUAUUUACCACAUGUUAUGGAGAAUCUCACAACUAUAAGACACUUGAGUGUAUCAAAUACUCAUAUAGCAGGACAUAUUCCAGAAACAGUGGGGAAACUCGUUAAUUUGAGGUAUCUUGAUUUGUCAUAUAACAGAAUCACUGGAGUGAUACCAUGGAGCAUUGGAAACCUUACAAACUUGGUAGGCUUACGUUUGGUGUCGAGCAACUUAACAGGAUCGAUGCCAGAGACUUUGGGUAAUCUCACUAAUUUGGAGUUCUUAGAUUUCGUUAGCAGUAAUGUUUUUGGACAAGUACCAGAAUCCAUUGGCAAACUUCAAAAAUUACGUGUUUUGUUUCUGAAAAAUAAUUUAUUUACUGGUCAGAUACCCGAAUCGAUCGGUAGUCUCUAUAACUUAGAAUUUUUUAGCAUAUCUGAAAACUAUCUGAUAGGACGGAUACCCGGGAAUUUAGGUGAUCUCUGCAACUUGCGCUUAUUUGAUUUAUCACUCAACAGUAUUGGAGGCGAAUUAACAGAUUUGGCUGAUGGUUGGUCCAACUGUACUCGAGGUGCUCUCCUAACAUACUUAUAUCUUGAUGACAACAAUUUGGGUGGUUUGAUCCCUCCAAGUGUAGGUCAACUACAACAACUAGAGCAACUCGUGCUAUCUCACAACUCAUUUCAUCGUCUACCACAGAGCUUUGGAAAUGCCACAAACCUUGUUAUUUUCUCUUUAGCUGGAAAUCAUCUCCAGGGUAACCUUCCUCCUUUCUUUUGCAAUAUGAUGCUCGACGUCCUCGAUUUAUCUUCCAAUGAAUUGUCUGGUGAAGUACCACAAUGCCAUGUUUCAUUUGCUACCUCUCUAGUGUCUCUCCACCUGAAUGAUAAUUCUCUCUCUGGAAGUUUUCCAACCUUCUUAAAGCAUUGCAAAGACUUGGUAAUUCUUGAUCUCGGUGAAAAUAAAUUUUCGGGAGAAAUACCAACGUGGAUAGGGCAGAGCCUUGCGUCAUUGAAGAUCCUUCGCUUGCACUCAAACUUAUUUCAUGGUGCCAUCCCCACAACCAUAGCGAGUAUCGAUUCCCUCCAACUUUUGGAUCUUUCUUCAAACCGUCUUGAUGGUAACAUACCUUCGUCUCUUAGCAAUCUCAGUGCAAUGGCUGUAAAUUCUUCAACAGAUUCUUUAUAUGGUGACUCAGAUUAUGGUGAGGGAUUAACAAUAACCACGAAAGGUUCUUCCUAUGAAUAUACUGAUGAGCUCCGACUGGUACGAAGUCUCGACUUGUCAAAUAACAAUCUUUCUGGUGAAAUUCCAAAUGAACUGACAGAUCUUCUUGGAUUGCACUUCCUUAACUUAUCCAUGAAUCAUUUAACUGGGAGGAUUCCGGAAAAGAUAGGCUGCAUGGCACAGUUAGAAUCUUUGGACUUAUCCAUGAACAAUCUCACAGGAGAGGUUCCUGCGAGCUUAUCUGCUCUUUCUUUCCUGGAGUAUUUGAAUCUUUCCUACAAUAACUUGUCAGGAAGAAUCCCGGAAAGCACACAGUUGUCAACCUUCAACGCCUCAAUCUAUGCUGGUAACGAAGGUCUAUGCGGAUCACCACUGCCACAGUGCUCAAGUCAUGCAACUUUUCAGGUUCCAUCUGAACAAACACAGGCAGACAAGUUUGGACGUGUGAUACAAUACAGCAGCAUUGCAAUCGGAUUUAUUGUUGGCUUUUGGGGUUUCAUUGGAACCAUGAUCUUGAAGAAAGAAGUUAGAGUCUCUCUCUUCCAAUGGCUGGACAAGACCUGCGAUGAUAUAUAUGUUCAGUUGUCACUAAAGCUCAAGAAGCUGAAGCGACUACGUGAAGAGGAAAACUAGUGUUUUGUGCUAUUUGUGCUAAAUGCUCACAGAGCAACUUUUAAUUAAUUACUAUUAUGUUUGAGGACACGUAUAUAUAUUGUGACACGUAUAUAUAUGGUCCUUAAGUCAGUGUGUUGUGCGAUGAAGUGUAUGUUUGAUGAUGCAUGGAUAUGUGUUUUGUAAAUUGUAAUAAUUGAAGAUACAUGGAAUUCUUCAUCUGUUAUUGAGACUUUUUA
Zingiber officinale is the source of this 3203-nucleotide messenger RNA. RefSeq names its product receptor-like protein 12. NCBI's taxonomy places the organism in Eukaryota, Viridiplantae, Streptophyta, Magnoliopsida, Zingiberales, Zingiberaceae. Bases 1 to 2985 code for a protein of 994 amino acids. The transcript has 2 exons. The record is from RefSeq and is a predicted model, not a curated record. Gene Ontology annotation, molecular function: protein binding.